CUUCUGCCCAGCCGUACGGCGGCGGCGAAACCCACGUUAAACGUUCUUGACGACCUGGACGACUGUACAAUACCACUACAUGUCCCAGACACGAGAACCUCCACGGGAACAGCGACCAGCUUGGUAUCGAUAUUCGAGGCGACAAGUAACAUCACCCGUGAACUCGGAGACGACGCUACCAUCUCCUGCAGAGAACCUACAGCAGAUUGAGGAAGGCCAUAAUGACUUCGAUCCCACGAUAGGCUACCUAGGCCCGGCAUCGGAGGCAGGAGGGCAGGGGGACGACUCGCCGAGCGAAAAGAGUAGGAAGAGGAGGUUCGUCGGUGGCUUCGUUCGGAAUAUGGCAGGCUCCCUCCGUCAAUCGCUUUGGCCAAGGUGGGACCAGCACCCGUCACACCACCAACCACAAGCAGACUGGCAUCAAAUGCCAUCGACGCCCCAUGUACCCCACCCACCCAAUGAUCACUACCCCGCACAAAGCCCUGCCCAGCCUAGUAUGCGCUCCAUGCAGAGUCCGGCUAUUGAGCGCUGGGAGUAUUCGCCGAACUACGAAGGGGCUCAAUUCGUGUACGACCCUCCCAUUCCGCACGCAUCCGUCCCGCCACCUGUCCCUCCCGAGCUUGCCACGCCCUACGCCGGACCUGGAUCGGACACGCACCAGUCUCCCCCGCACGAGACCUGGGAUGGCACUACUGCAGUGCACCACGAGGUACGGCAGGAGGCACCUCCGAUCUCCGUGUAUCCGUAUCCGAUGCAGCAGGUCGAGAAACCUCUCUCCGACAGUCCAGCAGUGCCACCUCGCGGGGGACUAGCAGCGCGUAUUCGUACCUUCUUCAAAGAGCUGAAUAGCCUUCCUUGGAUUGCGCCUGAGCGCAUCACGGUCGACUACGUACCCGCACGCCUUCGGCAGCCCGGUCAAUCUACCCCCGCGCAGGGCCCACUCUCGUGGUAUGGUGGCCCUCCUGACGCGUCACGGUACACAGUCUUCAAUAAUCGCUACUCCGCUGCUUUCUCCAGUCCCUCCGACCCUUCGACAGAUCACCCUCGGGAGAUGUCGCAAGCGUGGGCGCCACCUCCCGGUCUCAGGACAUCACCUCAGCCAGAGGCGGUCCCUGCACCGUAUUAUGCCAACGUCGCCACGCCGUCCCCCACCGCAAAUGUCGUCGAGCUCGGUGAGCCGACAGUGACGAGCGGAUGGGGCACGUAUCCGACUGGGUACUUUCACCAGCCAGCCACGGAGCGCCCACAGGCGAGUAAUCUCUCUGUACCGCCUUUCCCGGUUCCUGGGUCCGCAACGUCUGCCUCUCCACAAAUGGCGCAGCAGCGGCCGAUGCCUUCUAUCUCGCGACCGCAGGCUACGUAUGCGCAUGUCCCAAUGAAGGGCAUACCACCGCCACCUUGAUUUCGUGCGCGAGCGUUUGCCAUUGCGGAUUCUUCUCUUUCCUGCUCUGACUUUGCGCUGUGCGCACUGGAACUACGAACUCUAGUACUGAAAUACUUACGACCCACGCGAUUCGAGAUGAAGUUGAAGCUACAGAUCAAAUGAAGGACUGAUAGUUACUACUGGUAGUAACACUUACUGUACUUAGUACCGACAAACGAAGAAGAAAGCAUAUUGGAAGCUCCAGUCUAA
This is a messenger RNA of Schizophyllum commune H4-8, 1633 nucleotides long. RefSeq lists its product as uncharacterized. Bases 80 to 1402 code for a protein of 440 amino acids. The transcript has a single exon. Lineage: Eukaryota; Fungi; Basidiomycota; Agaricomycetes; Agaricales; Schizophyllaceae. The record is from RefSeq and is a predicted model, not a curated record.